This is a messenger RNA of Cuscuta epithymum, 2027 nucleotides long. The record is from the annotation of a GenBank genome assembly. Lineage: Eukaryota; Viridiplantae; Streptophyta; Magnoliopsida; Solanales; Convolvulaceae.
CGUGGAUCCUGAUACCCUCGUGCUCGGUCUGGACAACCCGAUAUUGUUUAGUACUCCGUACAUCGCAGACCCGGUCUUACUUUGCUUCUUCUGUUUCGGGAUCUUGUCCCCUCACGCUGUGAUCAGAAGUAGGUAAAUCAAAUCUCAGCCCCUAGAAGCAGACCUGCGGUGAACGGAAAUGAAGAAGGAAGACACGGUGAAGCUUAUCAGCGCCGAGGGAUUCGAAUUCGUGAUCGAUAUGGAGGCUGCUAUGGUUUCUCAGACCAUCCGCAACAUGCUCACUUCUCCUGGGGGUUUCGCGGAGACAGAGCACCGAGAGGUGACUUUUCCUGAGAUCAGUACCACCAUUCUCGAGAAGAUCUGCCAGUACUUUUACUGGCACCUUCAAUAUGCAAGAGGGAAGGAGACAGAGUUUCCUAUAGAGCCUGAACUCACUCUGGAAUUGAUGAUGGCUGCUAAUUAUUUGCACACUUGAGGAAACUGGCAUCCGAGUAGCAACAUAAUGGAUGGUUUCAUCAUCCGAGGAGUAUUAGAACCUGGUACCAUAUCUGGUAUUUCCUUCAAGUCUUGCAGUGUAGUCCGUAGUAGUUGUUGACUUGUUCAAGCACUGGAAUAUGUAUUGUAAAAUUCUAUAAACUAAAUUAGUCUUGACGUUAACUAUAAGCCCUAAAAUAGAGGUAGUGUCGUUUUAGACUCUGAUAUGUUACAACUGCGUGCAUAUAAAUCUGUCAAUUUAUUGCAUGGAUUCUUAAAAUUCUAGUGUAAAUACUUGUAGUAUCAUGUUACGCAUUUAUUUCUCCUUGAUUAUUUGUAGACUGCUCUUUAUUGUAACAUGGAAGUGGAAAAAUGACUUGUACAAUCAAGACUAGACUAGCCAGUUCCACUUCAAAAUACUCAUUAUCUAGUACUAUUUCAUUUCAUUCUCAGUAUGUAGUACUACUUCAUUUUAUUUCAUUCUCAUUAACUUAACAAAAGAACUUGCGAUCAAGACUAGCCACCAAGUGUAGUGGUGAAAAUAGCUUAGUGGAAAUCUAUUUGAUAGAGGAACCAAGAUAUGCCCUUGUAUCCUUUACUUUUCAAUUCACGCACCAGCAUAUCCACUCAUCCUUAUUUGUAGCAAAAUACUCAUCCAUAAAGAUUGUUAACUUAUCAGCAUAUUGCAUUAAUAAAAAAGAUUUCUAUACGCCGGUCCACUGAACAUAUGGCUGGACUAGGGCCGGUUCGGGCCCGGUUCGGGCCUGGGCCCGGCCGGGCCUCGGGCCAAAAAACGGGGGCCCGAGCCCGAACCGCCGGUGGCCGGUUCCGGGCCAAACCGGGCCGGGCCAGGCCAAACGGUCCAUUUUUUUUUUUUGGUUCUCCUAUUGUUGGGUUAAGGGCCCAAGCCGAGGUCCGGCCCACUAACCCCUCCUUACCAGACGCACGUCCAGUUAGAACACAAGGCCAGCCCACAGGCCCAUGUUCUUUGAGGAUGGACGAACGUCUGGGGUUGGGAGUUCAGGCCCAGCGGCUCAUCCCGACGAGCGUCUAUGCAGGGACAAGGAGCAGGGCCACGGGCCACCAGGGAUGACGACGAACGUCCCCAUGCCAAGCCUAUGGUCAUCGGAGGAAACCCAGUCCACAUGGUGAGUAUCUAUCAAGGCCAGAAGACGAACAACCGGUAUCUCUUGAGGGUCACUUGGAGCGAUCCGACUCACUUCCCGGGCGGACGAACGUCCCCACUGAUUGGGCGGGAAACCUAGAUUCUGGCGGGAAGUGCAUUUAAUGCUGAAGAUUUGGUAGUUGGGGCACCAGCGGUCCACAGGCUGCCACGUCAGUACAGCCACCUACCCAUUGGCGGGUAUAAAUAGAAGCAUUUAUUUCAUUGUAAAGGGUUGGCAACUUUCUAUUCUUAGCAUACUAGCUUCAGCAUUCUUACUUGUAGCAUUUCCAACUGCCUUGUAAGACGAACGGCCGACGUGCCUUUUUAGCAAGUAGAUUGUACUUAGGGGAGUUAUUACGAAGUUAAUAAUACCUAUUUACAUUGCCUG